AUGGCCGCCGGAGGAAAGAAGUCGACGAAGAAAUUUAACACAAAACAUCUCAAGGACACUCUUGAGCGCCGAAAGGAAUUUGCCAAGAUUAAGCAACGCCAUGUGUUGAAAGACAAGCGCAAGGAAAAGAGUGCCAGCCGCCGCGAAGCCGAAGAAGCUGCCAACCAGCCGGACCCCGAGCAGGUGAAGAAGCAAAAUGCUUUCGCCGAGAUGAACGUGGACGAUUUCUUUGCAGGUGGCUUCGAUAUUGCCGACCCAACAAGCGACAAGAAGAAGAAGAAGGCCAGCAAGAAGGACGUUACCCCCAAGAUUGGCAAGCGCAAGCGCUCGACAGACCAGGCACAAGAUGAGGAGGCGUCCGGUUCGGAGGCUAGCGAGGAUGGCUCUGCACACAGUGAUGAUGAAGAGGCCAAUGAAUUUGAUGAGCACAAGGACCAGCUUCAGUCAUUGAAGGAGAAGGACCCCGAAUUCUACAAGUACCUUAAGGAGAACGAUGCAGAGCUGCUGGACUUCGGUGACCAGGGGGAUAUGGCCGAGAUCGACGAAUUGAGCGAGAGCGAAGCCGCGGAGGAAGAGGGCCCUGCGAAGAAGAAGAAGAAGUCCAAGAAGCAGGACGAGGAAGAGGAGGAGGAGAAGGUUGUCGACAACACCUUGACCAUCCCUAUGGUGAAGAAGUGGCAGAAAUUGAUGGAGGAGCAAUUCUCGGUCCGCGCCAUGCGCCAGACUGUUUUGGCAUUCCGCGCGGCAGCCACUGUCAACGACCCCGAGGCCGGCGACCAGAAGUACACCAUUUCCGAUCCCAAUGUCUACCACCAGGUGCUGGUGACUGCUCUGAACACCGUCCCUAAGACACUUGCACACCACCUUCCCGUCAAGGAGGCCGCCGGUGGAAAGGUCAAGGUUUCCCUCGAUUCGAAGAAGUUCAAGACCCUUACACCAUUGAUCAAAUCCCACACUUCCUCGGUCCACCAGCUUCUGAUGAACCUGACAGAUGCUCAGACUCUCAAGUUGACCAUCUCUUCUAUGGAGCCCAUGCUUCCCUACCUUCUCCAGUUCCGCAAGGUCCUGAAGACUCUUAUCAAGACUGUUGUCAGUAUUUGGUCUGAUGUCUCCACCGCUGAUGCUACCCGGAUCACCGCAUUCCUCUUGCUGCGCCGUCUGAUGACCAUGGGUGACCCCGGUAUCAAGGAGGCCGUCCUCAAGGCUACAUACGAGGGUGUGGUUAAGGGAAGUCGUAACACCACCGUCCACACUAUUGCUGGUGUGAACCUGAUGAAGAACUCGGCUGCUGAGAUCUGGGGCAUCGACCAGAACGUCUCCUAUACUACUGGCUUCACCUUCAUCCGCCAAUUGGCUAUGCACCUUCGCAACAGCACUCGUCACACCUCCAAGGAGUCCUACAAAACCAUCUACAAUUGGCAAUACGUCCACUCGCUCGACUUCUGGUCCCGUGUGCUCUCACAACACUGUGACGGGCUCGUUGAGGCCCAGGCAGGCAAGCAGUCCGCUUUGCGGCCACUCAUCUAUCCCGUUGUCCAGAUUACCUUGGGUGCCAUGCGCCUUAUCCCCACUGCGCAGUACUUCCCGCUCCGCUUCCAGAUGGCCCGCGCCUUGCUUCGUAUUUCCCGCGCCACAGGAACUUACAUCCCGCUCGCCUCAUCCUUGUUGGAAGUUCUUACCUCUGCCGAGAUGCGCAAGUCCCCCAGAGCCGGCACUCUUAAGCCUCUCGACUUCAACACUGCCAUCCGUGCUCCUAAAUCCUACCUCAGAUCUCGUGUCUACCAGGAUGGUGUCGGUGAGCAGGUCGCUGAGCUCCUCUCCGAGUUCUUUGUCCUCUGGUCUAAGCACAUCGCCUUCCCUGAACUUUCGGUUCCGGUUGUUGUCUCCCUUAAGCGCUGGCUGAAGCAGGUCUCUGCCCGCAAUGGCGGCAACAAGAACGCCAAGAUCAAUCAGAUGAUUCUUCUGCUCGUGCAAAAGGUCGAGGCUAAUGCUCGCUGGAUUGAGGAGCGCCGUUUGAACGUUUCCUUCACUCCUCGCAACCGCACGGAGGUUGAGAACUUCCUGAAGGAUGUUGACUGGGAGACCACACCUCUUGGUGCAUUCGUGAAGACUCAGCGCAAGUUGAGAGAAGAGCGCGCUGCUAUUCUUGAGGAGGGUCGCAUCGAGGAGGAGAAGCGCCGCGCUGAAGCUAAGAAAAACGAUGUUGAUGAGACCAUGGGUGAUUUCGGCAGUGACGAGGGAAGUGAGGAUGAGGAGAUGGAGAGCGAGGACGAGAUUGAAGAGGAAGAAGAGGAGGAGGACGAGGAUGAAGAUGAGAUGGAGAUGGAGGACGAGUAG
Messenger RNA from Penicillium odoratum, 2337 nucleotides. Its product is annotated as mRNA-binding ribosome synthesis protein NOC2. Lineage: Eukaryota; Fungi; Ascomycota; Eurotiomycetes; Eurotiales; Aspergillaceae. Gene Ontology annotation, cellular component: Noc2p-Noc3p complex; nucleolus; nucleoplasm. Gene Ontology annotation, biological process: ribosomal large subunit biogenesis. The record is from RefSeq and is a predicted model, not a curated record. The coding region runs from base 1 to 2337 and encodes 778 amino acids. The transcript has a single exon.